GUGUGAGUUUAAACUUCCCUGUGAAGAGAUGUGUCCCUAGUGAAAAUAGAUCACGAAAACAAAAAGCAUUGUUGGACUCAUCCAUAUUUGAUUUGUGAAAUAACAAAGUUUUCGAUUUUAUUUCUAUAAUUUGCAGCGCACAAAGUGAAAGUGUGUGUAUUCAUUACAAUUGUGAACUCAUUUGCAAUAGCCACUAAAAGCGGGUUAAUCGAAAGUGCAGAGUCUGCACUGCAGAUCGUUGUCCGAAUUCCACCAGCAUCCACAAUGCACCCUCCAGCCCACCCCCACCUUUCCCUCUUCCAUUGCAUUUGUAUCCCACCCAUUUGGUCAUUGCACUCAUUCCACUCCGCUCGUCCUUUCGAACAGCUAGAGAUGGCCAGCACUACUAUAGAUUCAUGCUGGACUUGCGGUUAUCGCUAACUUUUAUGGCUACUGAAAAUGCAUUUACUCGAAAUUGUAACUAAAAUUAUUAGUUUUGGGUCAGAUAGCAAUGCCCAUUCACUCCACCGAAAGUGCCCGAUACGAGCCGGCGACCAUGAGCUCAGCCGAUGACCGAAGGAUCCCCGUAACUAUACUAUUCCAAGUCCAAAAUGAAUUCGUGUUUGAUUUGUUUCUUAAUAAAAAAGGAAAGACAAAAUUUAACUUAUUUUAGAAUUGUGAAACUUAUAGAGCAAUACUCAUUAAAAAUUACUAUAUUUUUGCAUAUCGGAGAAAAACUAUUAGAAUUAGAAUUUGAUUUUCUCGAACCUUGCUGCAACAGAAUACAUUAGCGAAAAAUUAACUCACCAUAAGACUGCAUUUAUUUGUUAAUCGGACUUUGCUGUUUUUAACCCCUUAAAAUGAAUGAGGGAAUUGAUACCCUACCCUAGAUCCACAGUCGCUGGGCAGGUGGCUCCCCUGGUGCAGAGCUUCGUUUCGGGGCACUUGGGUCGCAGGAAUGGCCAUGGCUAUUUCCUGAACUAUGGUUUUAAGUUGACCAGCCGACCACCCUGACGCUUCCGGGUAACUUGACGACUUGAUGGUUUCCGUUGGCCAGCGAGUCGAUUUUCUGUCGACCCACUGGACCAGCCCGUUGCCUUUGCUAACUAAUCGGUUAACUCUUUCGCAAACGCAGAAUCCCAAUGCCACCGUCAAGCCUUUGAUCCAAAUGACGUUGCAGGCCGCCAAUGUCCAGGAGCAGCAGUCUCCUCCGGUGGCUUCAUAUCCGACACCGGCCACUCCGGUGGCUGUUCAGCAGCCAUCGACUCCUGUCCCCGUUCAAGUGCCGAACUCGUCCGUCCAACAGCAAAAUCCGGAUGCGGACGCCAUCGCCUCGAAGCUGGCCUUGCCAGUUAUCAUCAAGGAGGAGCCGAUCUCUGUCGACGAUGAACCGUCCGUCGAUAUUAUAGAGGAAAAUACCAGUUCCAGUACCAUUGCCAUCGGCAUCGGGGGCAAGAUCCCAUUUAUAAAUAUCUUCCAAAACCCCAAGAAGUCGUCUGAACGCACUCGGGACAAGAAGCUGCGACAGAACCGCCAGCUGCGCAAGUCCAUGCUCCCCAAGAACGCUCUGAUGGCCCUCAACGAGGUUAAGGGCGUGACCAUCACCGAUUUCACCAUCGACAGCAAUACCGACGGGGGAUUCACGGCCGUUGUCACUGUGAACUCGACUCAGUACGUGGGCAAGGGUACCUCGGAAAUGACAGCCAAGAUCGCGGCCUGCGAGGAGGCUUGGCGCGAUUUUAUAAUUGCAAAGAUGACCCCCAAGCCGCCCGGUAUUCACAAGGUGGAGACGGAUAUCAACAAAGAUGAGGCCGAUGCACCGGAUGAUGAUCUGCCCAUGUUGAACCUGGCUUCGUUUGCCAUCUACAAGCUGUUCGCGGAGUGGGAGCGCGAGGGCUAUGUCGUACCCGAGAUGCACGCUUCGGCCAAUACCCAGCGUACGGAGCUACCCUUUGGCUGGGAGACCAUGCACCCGGCGAGCAUUCUUUGCAUUAUGCGCCCGGGACUCAACUACGUGGACUACGGAUUAUCUUGGCACAAGGUCACUUACAUGCAGCAUAUGGGAAUCACGGUGGACAACCAGAAGUUCCACGCCCACGGCAGAUCCAAGAAGAUCGCCCGUCUCAACGUGGCCGUGAAAGUGUGCAACUCUCUAUUCGGCACAAACUUCACCUAUGACGACAGCGCUUAAGACACCAACUCCAGCCGCAGACUCCAACUGUGACGCCAAAUGCGCAGCUUUAAGAAUUCCUUCUCUGUGAAGGUGAAGAGGCAUAUUAAACAAGAAUUUUCCAAUUUA
Molecule: messenger RNA, 2278 nt
Organism: Drosophila sechellia
Lineage: Eukaryota; Metazoa; Arthropoda; Insecta; Diptera; Drosophilidae
Product: double-stranded RNA-specific editase 1
Exons: 3
Coding region: 1019-2170 (383 amino acids)
Biological process (GO): regulation of regulatory ncRNA processing; siRNA processing
Cellular component (GO): nucleus; RISC-loading complex; cytoplasm
Molecular function (GO): siRNA binding; double-stranded RNA binding
Source: RefSeq, a predicted model, not a curated record